AGCAACCGCAGAGCAGAGAGAGAGAGAGAGAGAGAGAGAGAGAGAAAGAGGGAGAGAAAACCAACAAAACUGCCUAGCACAAGCAUGGACGAUUUUUCGCUCGCGUUCGACGACAACCGGCAGUCGCUGUCGGUGGCGACGGCGGCCACCACGCUCGCCCAGCUGACGUCCCAGUUCGACGAUCUGCACCUCGGCACCGGCGGUGCGGACGCGACAAGCCUGCUGAGCGGGCUGGUGGGGGCCGGCGGGCUCGGCAGCAUCGGCGGGCUGCACCAUCACCAUCACACGCUCGCGUCCCUGGCCGCCGCCGCCGGUCCGGACAGUGGGCUGCUCGAUCGGCACCACCAUCACCAUCUGGGCGGCUGUGCCAACGGCGGCACCGGUGGUGGGGCCCCGGGCCACCAUACGCCCAACUCUACCAGUGCUGCGGCCGCCGCCGCCGCCGCCACCAACGUGCUGGAUACGUUUGUCGCGAUGGUCAGCGGGCUGACGGGCGUGUGUGCGGCGAACGGCGGCAGCACCAACGGUACCGUCGGCCCGACCGGGGGCCUCGGUGGAGUAGUGAAUGGUGGUGGUGGCGGUGGCGGUGGCGGCGGUGGCGGUGGCAACCUCAUAACCAGCAACGGCACGACCAACGGCGGCAGCGGCAAGCUCGAGGAGCGCCCGGUCAAGUACAAGUCGCACACGGAGUGCGUGCCAGUGCCGUCGUCCGAGCACGUGGCCGAGAUCGUCGGCCGCCAGGGCUGCAAGAUAAAGGCGCUGCGGGCGAAGACGAACACGUUCAUCAAGACGCCGAUCCGGGGCGAGGAGCCGAUCUUCGUCAUCACCGGCACGAAGGAGGACGUGACGCGGGCGAAGCAGGAGAUACUGUCCGCGGCGGACCAUUUCAGCACCCUGCGCUCGUCGAAGAAGCAGGCGAUCGCGCUGCUGGCGGAAAGCCGCAACAUGCUCGGGUACAGCAUGCCGGACGAGAUCACGAUCCAGAUCCGGGUGCCGCAGAAGGUGGUCGGGCUGGUCGUCGGGCCGAAGGGGGCCACGAUCAAGAACAUCCAGCUCAAGACGAACACGUACAUCAUCACGCCGAAGCGCAACCAGGAGUCGGUGUUCGAGAUAACCGGCCUGCCGACGAACGUGCACACCGCCCGGCAACUGAUCGAGGAGCACAUUGCGACGCGGGCCGGCACCACCACCUCCGGCGCGGCUGGCGGCAACGGGGGCGGCGGUGGCGGUGGAGGUGGUGGAGGCGGUGGGGGUAGCAGUGGGGGCAGUAGUAGCAGCAGCAGCAGUAGCAGCACCACCAGCUCGAGCGGCUCGUCCACGUCCUCGUCCGGGCACGGCAUUGGCCCGGGGGGCGGUGGCGGCGGCGGCGGUGGUGGUGGUGGGCUGAGCCGGUCCGGGUCGUCCAGUGGGGCGAGCAACGGUGGCAACGGGCCGGGCCUGGGCUGCCUGUCCGGGAGCGUGACCGGCAGUGCGGGCUCCCUCAUCGGAGGCUUCGGCGGCGGCGGAAACGGUCUGCUAAACGGGAACCAAUACCACCACCAUCACCAUCAUCUGGAGCAGCAGCAGCACAACAAUCACCAUCAUCUGCACCAUCCGCACCACCAGGGGACGCUGCUGAAUGGCGGAAGCCUGUCCAGUGCCUUGAACGACGGUGGCGGCGGCGGCACCAACGGGCUGCUCGGUGGCAUCGGCAGCGAGCACGACUUCGAGGGCAACCAGUUCAUCAUCGACAAUCUGCUCGAGUACUUCAACAACAUGUCCGGCACGAACCAGCAGCAGCAGCAGCAGCACCAUCACCACCAGCAGCACCACCACCACCAACACAACCACCACGAGCCGUACCUGUCGCCCGGCGCCGGCGGGACCGGGAUCGGCGGCGAGCACAUACCCGACUUCCGCAGCAUCUGGGAGAGCCUGAGCGAAAGCCAAACGUCCGGCACGACCACCGACAACUCGGACAACUCGUCGCUCGUCUGGACGCUGCCGUCGUCGCCGCGCAACUCCGUCUCGUACAGCCCGGACGAUUUCAUCUUCCAGCGAUAGAAUGUGUGCCGCGGCACCAGGGAACAACAACUGAAGCAAUACAGCCGGCGCAAAGAGGGGGAGAACCCGCACACAACGUUUUGGAUCCUUUGAACGGUGAAGGAGAAGAGAGAGAGAGAGAGAGGAUCGCUCAAAGCUACACACAAUUCUCGUUGUACGAUCGUUCCUGGUUGAGCCGCUCGAAUGGCGCCGGAGCCUGUCGGUCGUUCUGAAGGGGUUACUGUUUUAAUUUGUGAUUUGCGAGCGCACGAGAUACUGUUUCGAUUGUAUUUUUGUACUUUUUUUUAAACUUGUUUGUCUUUGUCCCCAUUGUGUUGUAGUUGCUUUUACAGUUUUCGAGCUUUUGGAGGCGCAAUAGCGCCCGUUGCAUAGGAGAAAAGAGGAGAAAAGAAACCAAAAGGAAGCGCAGGGGGAAACCGCCGGAGCGUUUUUCGUGUUAUUCUAUAAGACUCUAAGGGAUACAGAGAGAGAGGGAGAGAGAGAGAGAAGGUCGAGGAGAGCACAACACGGCAAAGGUUGUUUGUUUGUUUUGACUUGCGUGUAAUUAAGUUUUGUUUUUAAAAUAAUUUAAAUUAAUCUUUAAGUUUUAUAGUUGCUCAUCCGGUUCGCUUUUAAGCAAGCAAAAUACCGAGAAGAGGAAGAGGAAGAAAAAAGAAGCGACACAGCAUCCCAGUUACAUUUGUAUUUGUCCUAUGCGAGCAUGCUGGAGGGCGGCUCUAAUCGUAGUUAACACAGCCCCCAAGUGGCCAGGAGCAGGCAGAAGCGAUACACACCCAAUACAUUUACACACACAAUGAGCACAAGCGCAUUUUCCAGAACAGGAGGCAAGGCGCGUAUAUUAUUAAAACGAGAAAAAAAACAUCACAUACACGAAAAGAAGAGCGGAGCUUUAUACUAAUUUAACUAUUGUAUAGGUUUACAUGAACUCUAGCAUUUUAGGGUGUGAAAUCGCACACACACACACGCGUACAGAAUGAGAUUUGUUGUUCGGGUUCCGGUGGUGUGUUGCGGGUGGGGGUACACGACCAUUGUUGGAUUUAUCCAUCAUUGUUUGGCUAAUCCCCUUAAUUAAUCCCACACACACACACACGCCCACACACGUACAGAAUGAGAUUCGGAUUGGUUUUGGGAGGGGGGGAAACUCUCAUGUUAGCUCAUCCAAAACAACCUAGCAAGAAUAUUUCAUCCCCAUUUUCAGCGAUUAGAGAGACACACAUACACACACACAUACACACACACGCUCAGAUUGUGGCAAUAAUGGUGAAAGAGGGAGUGGAUGUGAAUUUUAAUAAUUAAAAAGUAAUAAUAUUAGCAAGCCAAGGAUGAUCUGUGUGUGUAUGUGGUGUGUGUGUGGGAUGUAUAAGGAGCAAAGGCGCGCCAGUGUAUAGUAAAACGUGUUUAACAACUGAAGUUUAAAUGCCUAAACGAAAAACGAAAGGGAAGCGUGAGAGAGAUAGAGGGAGCAUUAGAGGGCAAACAAAGAAAAGAACAGUAGCCAGCAGGACACACCGGGUGGAGGGGUCCAGUUUUCUUUUAAAAAUAUUUGUUAAAUUCUGUUUUUAUUUUUCCCCGGAAAAGGAAAAGUCACGUUACAUGCAGCCUGGGAGCGCGAAACGCGACAACAGCGAGCGAAAUUACCUCCAAAAACGGAAAUAUUUUGAAAAACUUGCUUGUUUUUGUCCGCUUGUGUUCUGUUGGUUUUGUUGAGCGAGAGACAUUAGUUAAUGCGUGAAAAAGUGGUACGGAAAUUUUGGGUUUUUGGCUCUCGGUUGGUACGAAUACAGGUGAUUUGCGUCCAGGCGUCCAGGCUGCCUCAAAAACACACCCCCAAACACACUGCCGGUUGAAAGUUUAGGGAGCAAAGCGGAAAUGUAGCAGUGAUACUAGCAAUUGAUGUUUGUUUUUUUUUUCAAGUCAUAUAGAACACGAAGGUGUGUAUCGCGUUUUGUUCUUUUUAUGGUGUCAUUGAGCGCGCAAAGGUGUACUAAGUAAUUUAUUUUUUAUCUGCUGUGUAUAGUUUAUUUUAUUUUUAUUUUGUUCUUUGGAGAGUAUUUAUACAUCGGAUAGGCGGACCGGCAAUGUGUAUGUGUGUGUGUGGUGUGAUGAUGGUAAUGAAGCAUGAGCAUGAUGAUAAUGAAGAAGUGAUUUAGCAGUGAGGGUUAGAUAGAUAGUUACAUAGUUAGAGAGCGAGAUGCAAGCCGACUGGCAAGAGGAGCAAAUGGAAUAAACACACACACAUACACACAUGCCGGUAUGCGCGGUAUGAGACAAGUAGUCCACAGGAUUAUAUAUGGGGAAGAGUUGGAAGGCGAAGAAACCGGAUGUGAGUAAAACAAUUUGCCAAGGCGCUUCAAACUAAUCAAACGUAAGAACGGGGACGUGAAAACAUAUGGAAAAUGUAGUAACACAAAACGUUAAAGAAGAGUGAAAAUAUUAUUAUGAAAAAAAUAUAUAUUAUAUCUAUAUUAUAUGUUAAUCUACAAUGAUAACACACACUGCGUAAAAGAGCGAACCUCGAAAUAAAAAUAAAAAAAUAGGAGGAGCGGGAGCAGGGUGGUACCAAAACGCGUAAGCAAACGAAUAAUAAUGAUAACUAAUUAAUAGUAACACUCUAUCACCAUUCGGCUUAAAAGUGGCAGAGAAAGAGAAAGAACAGAGAGAAAGAGAGAAGAAAAAAUAAACAGAGAAGGAGAGAGAGAUAGAGAGAGCGCGCACUGAGAGAAGCAUUACAAAGAAAAUGAAGAACUAUAAUGAAGGUAAUCAUUUACGCAACAGGCAGCAGAACAGAUGCAACCAUUGGCAUUGAGAGCUGUAAACCAAUUAUUGUAAUAUUCGAAACAAAAGCUAACACUGACAAAUGAUGACCGAAUCCCAAAAAAAAUAAGAGAAAAAAACAACGUGCACAACAAACACGAAAGCAGUUUAUUUUUAUAGAACAAAAAGAAGAAGAAGAAGGAGAAGAAGAAGAAUAUUAAACAGGAGCCAUCUAAAGCAUUUAACAUUAGACGGAAGCGUAAGGGACGACGAGAAAGCAAGAAAAAUAAAGAAUAAAUAAAAUAUUGUAACAAAAAAGAAAAUACAGACAGACACACGUAAAAUUGGCUUCCGGGACUGAUGGUGUGAUGGUGUAAUGUCGGGUGUGAUGGUGGUGCCGAGAAGAUUUAUCUAGAGAAAAAAAGGUAAAAAAGGGGAAAAUGCAGUGAAAAGACACUCUUCUUUCUGUCUCUGUCUCUACCACCGGUAGUACUGUGUUCCAUUAUCUCUGGGAAAUUACCGAGGUAAAGCGAAAGCAAAGAGAACAAACAAAACAAAAAAUCGAGAAAGUAAAAAAAAAAAUGAGCAGAGAAAUAAAAAAAGAAGAGAGAAUAAAAAGAAAGAUGAGAUGAAAACAGAUAUUGAAUAUUCCUAUACAGAAAUAUACAUAAAAAAGAUAUAUAUAGAUUAUAUAUAUAGUAUAUAAAUAUAUUUAUGUACAGAUAUACCGCGUGUAGGGUGUAGUGGGUGGAUGAGAGAGGUACGUAAGCUCCGAUUCAGACAGAAGAACCGGUGCAAAGAAAGCAAUGCAAAACAUAUGGAACGAAGAUAAGUGUAAGCUCUAGUAGUAGUUCCGGUAUCGGUGCAACAAACAAGGCACACCUCCCGGCGUCGAGAUUGCUGGGCAUAUUUUUCUGGACAGUGAAACUUUCAUUUUGGACGAAGCGUAAACACUUACGGAGGCCGUGUUGUUGUGUACUUAGACACUCAAAAACAUGGCGGCCAAAUCCGUUGGCGGUUGGCGUAAAUUAUAGGUCGUCCGAAGGAUCGAAGAUCAAGAGAGCUAGAGUCGAUCUAUCAAACAGAGAAAGAGAGAGAGAGAGAGAGAGAGAGAGAGAGAGAGAGAAAAGAGGGAAGAGAGAGAAAAAAUCUGUCGACGCACAUACUACCUUUUUUUAAUCUAAUCGCUCGCUGGUUGAAAGGAAAGAAGCUAAAUUAGUACUUGACGCCAUCAUACUUAAACGUCUAACGGCUUAGAGCAACAAUGUUUUCCGUUUUUUCCCACUGUUCACUAUUCAUCUUACUAUUCAUUACUAUUGCCCGCAACCAUUUAAGGUAGAACUUGAUGGUAAGAGUAUAAUAAGGCACAUACACAUAUACACAUCUGAUGAAGCAGGUAAUAAGUUUCAAGUAGGACUAUGGUCAGAAAGAAGAAAGCAAGACAAGUUGUCCAGAUUCAUUGCAACUAAUGCAGACUUGCGAAUGAGCUCAAAAAGAGAGAGAGAGAGGAUAUAACAGAAAGCAAAAAUAACGAUAUAGAAGAGGGUAGUUGGAGGGCAGAUAAAAAGAAAGAUAUAAAAAGGCGGAAAGGGAGCGAAAGCAACGAGUGAGAGAAAAAGGGAGAAAGAAUUGAGAUAGAAAUAUAGAAAAGAGUGCGAGAUGUGAAAAGGAAGAGGGAAAGAGAAGAGAAUAGUAAGAUGGCGUACGGAAGCGUCAGUAUAUGGAUAUACUAUACCAAUAAUUACUAGUAGGGAUAUCACAUUUAUAGAUUUGUUGUCUGUGUCGAUAAGUUUUAUCAUGUUUCUUUGUAUUUAUAUGGAGUUUAUAAAAUGCGAGAGAGAGAGAGAGAGAGAGAGAGAGAGAGAGAGAGAAAGAGAGAGAGAGAGCUAGUUCGAGGGGAGAGAAAAGGAGAGUGGUAGUCUAUUACAUCUCAUGUCCAGAACGUUUUUCUUGAUGGUUCUUAACAAUAUAUUCUAUCCAAUUACCACCUACUAUAUCUAUACUACUAAUCACCACAGCGCAGCAGCGCAGGUAGUCGUAUACAUUUAGCCUAGAAUGCGACCUUCAUUGUCAUCCUGUGCGCUACGAGCUAAAAGCGCUACUUGGUCACAGUGCUGGUCCAAAUUGCUCUUACCGUACCGUACGCGGGACAUCCACUGGGCCCGAUUCCUCAUUAUUAGUUCCCGAUUUUUGUAUGAAUGUGUAUCAGGAUCUGUACCGUAAACGGAUAUCUUCUACCUAGAUGUCUUAGUAUGUGCUUUGUCCAUAGUUACUACGGUACUUUAACGGUCAAAUGAUUUUAAUUGCAAAUCCGAGAUUUUCCGAGAAGAGCUACUAAGAAGAGCUUACUUGAGCACUAAGAAGAAGAGUGUCUAUGUUUCCAUUGUAGUUUAAAUUGAAUGUGCAAUUAUUGGAACGAUAAUACACACACACACCCCACCCACGCACAAAUACCUAUUGGCUCAUUAUCGUUACACAGGUUUUCUUUUCCAUAAUGUUGCUAACCAACAACACAUGCAAUGUACUUACGCUUACACUUAAGGCUUGCAUUCUGACAGCUAUCAACUUUUUGAGCACGAUGUCUCAAACACUUCAACCAUAUCCGCUAGUGUGUGUGUGUAUUUGGAUGAAAUUAUUUAUAGAUUUGUUCUUUGUGUUCUGCUUGAUCAUCCUGCUCAGUAGUCACUAGAGAGAGAGAAAGAUCCACUAAGCAACAUCCCAGUGCAAGUGGUUUCUAUGGACGCGAUAGUGUGUCGGUACAGCAUAGAAAAGAGGAGAGAGAGAGAGUUAAAGAGAGAAAAUAAAUGCGCAAAUAUUCUUCCAACGUUUGAAAAGAAGUGAACGGCGCACGGCAUGUUUUUUUUCAAUUUAGUUGAUUUGUUUGGUACAUUGGUGUAUUGAAACAUAAAAGUCUGACAACGGUUAUUGCUUAGGUUAGGACAACUUAAGACAGAGAAACACGGAGUAUUAGUGGGAAGCGAAUAAUACAGAAAAAAGUAAUAAAAUCAGAGAGAGAGAGAUGGUAGAAAAUAAAUAUAAAAAAAAACAAUAGUUGGACUAAAAGGUGCGACCAAUGAAAGAUUAGUCCACUACUUCCCACUAAGAGGAUAUCUAUAUACACAUACAUGAAUUGAUAAAAGGAUGAGACAACAUUUAGCGAGAAAUAAUGAAGUUUAUCAACACAGUUUGUACAUCCUCUAAUUUCGGGGCAUCGGAUUAUGGUAGGAUGCUGUAUGGAAGGAUAGCUUAAAACAGAACGCACUUUUUCGUACACGUACACGAGUGUGGAGGUUAAGAAUCCGAUCAUGGAUUGUACAUGCAUGAACACAUACUAUUAUCUCACAGCUGUACCGUAACUAUCGCAAACAUUACAACGCAUUACUCUCUCGAUCCUAAAUACACUACUGUACACCCAUACACAUACAAACAGGUGUAACUGUAAUGGAAAGCGGAGUGGAAGUAACUAGGAAGAAGCAUCAAAAUGGAACAUGGCGUCAAGCUAAACACUGAGAAAGUGGAAUGGAGAUAGAAAAGAAAGAAAGAGCGAAGUAGAAGAGAGAGAUACCCAUUAUCGAUACACGAUAAGAGCUCAAUUUUAUAUCGAAAUUUAUAUACAUACUUGAUAGAUAAAGAAAAUGUAAGAGUUAUAAACAGCAGAAGAACGAAAAAGAAAAACGAUAAAGCAAUAGAAGACGAUGAUGCUGCGCAAAAAACAAACCCCCAAAAGCGGAACAAGCAAGAAAACUGAAAGCAAAUGCACCUCUCGAAUACUAAAAAAAAAACACUGAAAACUGCUGAACAGCGCCACAGAUUUUGUUACCUAUAUAUGCGUGGGGUUUGCGUUUAGGUCUGCGUUGUUAUGUUAGUUAUAGCUUUGUUCUCUUCUAAUCUUGUUGGUAAUUUUUUGUUUUACGUUUUUUAGAGAAAUUGAGCACUUUCUAAAGAGUUUUUAAAACAAAACCGAAACCGCAGCAGAUCUAAAGAACUACCAAUCCCGUUCCACUGCCGCUGCGCAAUAUAUCAAUCACACUCUGCGGUGACAGUUGAAAGCAAUUACAGCGGGCACUACCCCGCGUGAACUUCCUUCUCUGUUAGUAGGCUUAAGUUUUCGUGAUUAAGUUUCGACGCGGUGCACCACGCGCCACACUUUGGUAAAUCGGCAUUAGCAGGAGAGAGGGAGAGAUGUUCACACUAUAUAUAUCAAAGCGCGGUGUGGUCGUCCAGUGCCUAAGGAACCGGGUGGUCCGGGCCCUCACACUUAGUGCAUCAGCUGCCGUACACGUGUGGGUGUACACGCACCGCCGUAGCUUAGCGCAAACAUGUGUGCGUGAAAACCCCCAAAACAAAACCAAGCAAAACGAUAAAAAACAGCCCGGGAUAAAAGCUGAGAGGAAGAGGGACAUUUAAAAAGGGAAACACUAUCGAAGAUGACUUUUUUCGUUUUGUUUUACUAAUACUGCUAUUACAACUACUAAUACUACUCUUAUAACGACUAUUACUACUACUAAACACUCUAGCCUCCUCUCCAUCCAAACAAAAAAAACAAGCUUUUUUAAUGCUGCUCUCCACUGCUAGUGUAGGAUCUUACACAACGGGGCUCUGUCCACACGACCGCCCCCCGUGAACUGUACUAACGUUGACACACGGGGGAGAGACGGUACACUAACGCUCGCGUAUAGUGACAUUUAACACCCGUGGCAAGCACACUAGCGGCGUCAUGAAUGCAACCAAAACGGUAAAGCAAAACCGGUGGAUAAUAAUCGCAUGAAUGUUUAAACAAUUGCAGAUACUUAUAAGCCGACAGAGAGAGAGAGAAAAUGAAGGUCGAGAGAGAUAGAAAGAGAAAAAGGAGUUUUGUACGAAUAGUAAAAUCAAAUUAGUCGACAGUUCGAGAGUAGGUGGACGCACGCGCUCCAUCGCCCAAUGCGCACGCGUGUGAUGACGCGUUGGGCAGUUGGACAGUAUCGGAAGAUCUAUAGUUUUUAGUAUACAAUAUACCAAUCAUGAAGCAAUGCCCUCGUAAUCUGAUGACUGGAUAGAAAAAUAUAUAAUUAUAUACAUAUAAGAGACAUUACUAUACUUGGUGUAGCAAGAUCAUCCUCAUUCUUACCCCCCUCAUACCCUCCCCCGUCUCCAGCCUCACCAUACACACACACAUUCAUCAGUGAGAGAGAGAGAGAGAGGAAGUUGCGGGAAGUGAAUUUUAUAAAGAUGGCGAGCAAGCAGGAGAAAUGUCUUGCCAAGUUCGGCCAGGUCCAAUGUCAUUAUAACACACACCGAGAGAUCCACAUACAGCCGCAACGUAACAUACACCUUCACCCGAACAAAACGGCAUGUGGGGAGGGGAGAAGGCUUUCCAGGGGAGGAGAGGGACACACAGAGCGACACAGCGAACUAAAUAAAGAGAGAAAGAAAAAAAAACCGAAACCGAUAACGUAGAGCCGAGGCGCGUAAGAGGUGUAGCGGAGCGGUGGUCGUACGAAGACGAAGAAGACUGUAAUGCACUACUCCUAAAAUAUGUUGUAUGGGAAGUAUUUAGAACAAAACAAACAAAAAAAGAACGGUGAAACGCGUGAAACAAGAAUAUCUAAUAAAAGUCUUAUAAAUUAGA
Molecule: messenger RNA, 10408 nt
Organism: Anopheles arabiensis
Lineage: Eukaryota; Metazoa; Arthropoda; Insecta; Diptera; Culicidae
Product: homeotic protein female sterile
Exons: 1
Molecular function (GO): RNA binding
Source: RefSeq, a predicted model, not a curated record